Molecule: messenger RNA, 546 nt
Organism: Moesziomyces antarcticus
Lineage: Eukaryota; Fungi; Basidiomycota; Ustilaginomycetes; Ustilaginales; Ustilaginaceae
Product: ribosomal protein S13
Exons: 2
Coding region: 1-546 (181 amino acids)
Biological process (GO): translation
Cellular component (GO): mitochondrion; ribosome; small ribosomal subunit
Molecular function (GO): structural constituent of ribosome; RNA binding
Source: RefSeq, a predicted model, not a curated record
AUGUAUUUGCUCGGAGUCCACCUCGCAGACCACAAGCUGGUUCGAAUUGCGCUCACGAACUUUUACGGCAUCAGCUAUGACACGGCCAAUCGGCUGUGUGCACGACUGUCGCUGCACGACCGCGCCACCGUUUCGUCGCUAAGCGAGGCGCAGAUCACGCAGCUCUCGGCAUACCUCUCGUCCCCCGGCUCGAUUCCACCUCGUCCGGCGCACCCUACAUCACACGAAGGCGAAGCAGUGGACAGGCCGUCGAUGGGAAGUGCGGCCAACGAUGCGUUGCGACAGAUCAAGAUCGAAGCCGACCUUAAGCGCGUGCUGCACGCCAACAUCAACCACCACAGGAACGUGGGCACCUACAGGGGAAGGAGACAUGCGGCGCACUUGCCCGUGAGGGGCCAGAGGACAAGUACGAAUGCAAACACCGCCAAAAAGCUCAACAGGCUCGAAAGGAGGGGCUUCGCAACGCAGGCCAGGCCAGAAUCGAGGCAGACAUCGUUGAAGGAGCUGCUCGAACCGCUGGCAAGGAUUCGUUUCGCACAGCAAUAG